GCUGCAAACCAAGGCUCCGGCGCACUUGCGUAGUAGCUGGACGCGGGCGUUUCUUUCCUCCCUUUUUUUCGAAUGGGUCGUGAGGGGUAGAUUCGAGUUACAAAAUGGCGGCGUGGCGCGUGUGGGCCGCCGUUCUCCCAAAGGUCUCCUCCUGAACGGACGAUUCUCCCCCUCACUGCCCAACGCAGAGAGACGAGGUCCCCGAGGGACAUGGUGUUUGAGACUCAGGGCUUGCCGACCACCGAAUCCUUCGAGUCUCUCAGCGCACCGGAAGCGACCGGGCGCCGCUUCAGACCCGAGCGCCGCGGCCGCGACCUCGCACCUGCCCGCCGCUACGCACCCGGGCUUCGCCGCACCCACAACCUAGCGAGGGCCGCGGCUGCCGCCGGCGAGGUUCGAAAAAAUGGCCAAAAGAAUUGCCGAGAAGGAAUUGACGGAUAGGAAUUGGGAUCAAGAAGAUGAAGCAGAAGAGGUGGGAACAUUCUCCGUGGCCAGUGAGGAAGUCUUGAAGAAUAGAGCCAUAAAGAGAGCAAAGCGUAGAAAUGUUGGAUUUGAAUCUGAUAGUGGAGGGGCCUUUAAAGAUUUUAAAGGCUUGGUUGUACCUUCUGGAGGAGGAGGGUUUUCUGGAUUUGGUAAUGGUGCUGGAGGGAAGCCUUUGGAAGGACUGUCAAACGGAAACAGCAUAACUAGUGCCCCGCCCUUCUCCAGUGCAAGGACAGCAACCGAGACCAAGGCCACCUUCGGGUCUGUUGCUGUAAACGGCCCUACCUCCUUGGUCGAUAAAAAGAUUUCAGAUCCCAAAACUAAUGGCGAGAGUCAGCAGCCUGCCUCCUCUGGCCUUACCUCCAGUGCCGCCCGCCACAGGAAUGCCUAUCAUAAGCAGUUGGCGGCCUUAAACUGCUCUGUUCGGGAUUGGAUCGUGAAGCACGUGAAUACAAACCCGCUCUGUGAUCUGACACCUAUAUUUAAAGACUAUGAGAAAUACUUAGCAAGCAUCGAACAGCAACAUGGGAACAGUGGCAGCAGUAAUUCUGAAGGUGAAACCAACAAAAUAUCAGUUGAAACACAGCCUCCUUCCCUGUUUGGUUCAACAGAAUUACAGCAAGAGUCAACAUUUUUGUUUCAUGGCAACAAAACUGAGGAUACAUCUGAAGAGAAGGUGGAGGCUGUGUCUGAAAAGAACAAGGACCCGUCACUAGGAGCAACAAGUGCCUCAUUUAAUUUCGGCAAGAAAAUUGAUAGUUCUGUUUUGGGCUCCUUAAACUCUGGCCCCUUGACUGGAUUUUCAUUUUCUUCUGGAAACUCCAGUUUAUUUGGCAAAGAAAUUGCCCAGAGUAAACCAGUUUCUUCACCAUUUUCCGCUAAAACGUUGGCGAGCCGAGCAGAAGGUGGCGGUAACGACUGCAAAGGUGGAGAUGAAGAAGAGAAUGAUGAGCCACCCAAAGUAGUAGUUACUGAAGUAAAAGAAGAAGAUGCUUUUUACUCCAAAAAGUGUAAACUAUUUUACAAGAAAGACAAUGAAUUUAAAGAGAAGGGUGUAGGCACUCUGCAUUUAAAACCUACAGCUAAUCAGAAGACUCAGCUUUUAGUGCGGGCAGACACCAAUUUAGGCAACAUACUGCUCAACGUUCUCAUUCCUCCCAACAUGCCGUGUACUCGCACCGGGAGAAACAAUGUGCUUAUUGUCUGCGUCCCAAACCCACCCACUGAUGAGAAGAACGCCACCACCCCGGUCACCAUGUUGAUUCGGGUCAAAACAAGCGAGGAUGCGGAUGAGCUGCACACGAUUUUACAGGAGAAAAAGGAUGCCUGAGCGCACUUCGGCGGAGCGGUUGUUGCCCAUUGCUGCUCCCCCACCGCCCCUGAAACUUAGUUUUCUUCUCUUCCUGCUUUGACAUUCUAGGACUUAUAGAUAACUUAAAACUUUUGUGAGGAAGAUUAAUAUGGCCAAUAAAACCUUUAACGUUAAGUGUCAAGAAACUAUCCUCCCUUUUUAAGAACUGUCUAAUGUGUGAAAUACAUUUGAAAGGAAAUUUUUGGAAGAUUUUUUAUGUUCAUUUAUUAAACUAACCACAGGUGAUUUCUUAAUGGACUGAAA
Balaenoptera ricei (Rice's whale) is the source of this 2098-nucleotide messenger RNA. RefSeq names its product nucleoporin 50 (gene NUP50). Gene Ontology annotation, biological process: protein import into nucleus. The record is from RefSeq and is a predicted model, not a curated record. The transcript is spliced from 8 exons. NCBI's taxonomy places the organism in Eukaryota, Metazoa, Chordata, Mammalia, Artiodactyla, Balaenopteridae. The coding region runs from base 404 to 1813 and encodes 469 amino acids. Gene Ontology annotation, cellular component: nuclear pore.